This is a messenger RNA of Solanum verrucosum, 1223 nucleotides long. RefSeq names its product probable 2-oxoglutarate-dependent dioxygenase At3g50210. Gene Ontology annotation, molecular function: dioxygenase activity. The record is from RefSeq and is a predicted model, not a curated record. NCBI's taxonomy places the organism in Eukaryota, Viridiplantae, Streptophyta, Magnoliopsida, Solanales, Solanaceae. The transcript has 12 exons. The coding region runs from base 90 to 1085 and encodes 331 amino acids.
CAGCUAAGGCAAAUGAUUUGGCAAACGGAUAGAUUCCAACUGCAUAUUCUAGCGAGCUAAGAAGAACAACACAGAAAACUGGAAGCACCAUGGCUACGGAUUUCAAGUUUAUCCCUCUUAUAGAUGUAAGUCCUCUUUUGGAGAAGUGGGAUCAUCCAAAUAUUGCUCAAGAUGAAGGUGUAGCUCAAGUUGUUAAGCAAUUAGAUCAAGCUUGUAGAAAUGCUGGAUUCUUUUAUGUGAAGGGCCAUGGUAUUCCUGUUUCCCUUAUGAAAGAGAUUAAAAACAUAGCACGUGAAUAUUUUCAUCAACCCUAUGAGGAGAAAAUCAAGAUCAAACUCUCUGCAGAAACUGGAUACAGAGGAUAUCAAAGAAUUGGAGAGAAUAUAACCAAAGGCAAACCUGACAUACAUGAAGCUAUCGAUUGCUAUAGAGAAGUGAAGCAUGGGAUGUAUGGAGGUCUUGGAGACGUUAUGCAAGGAUCCAACAUAUGCAGGCCAAGUAAUCCUCUAAAUUUCAAGCAGUUAAUGGAGGAGUAUAUUGACCGCUGCACAGAUCUAUCACGAAAGAUAAUGAGGGGAAUUGCUCUGGCAUUGGGUGGAUCAGCUGAUGAAAUGGAGGGUGAAAUUGGUGGUGAUCCAUUUUGGGUCUUGCGAAUAAUUGGUUACCCUGCUGCGUCCAUUUCAAAUGGACAUGAUAAGGCUCACGAUGAUGUUGGAUGUGGCGCCCAUACAGACUAUGGGCUAUUGACAUUAGUCAACCAGGAUGACGAUAUAGUUGCCCUUCAGGUGAGAAUUAAAUCGGGCGAGUGGAUAUCAGCACCACCUAUCCCUGGCACAUUUGUAUGCAAUAUAGGAGAUAUGUUGAAGAUCUUAUCAAACGGAAUUUAUGAAUCAACUUUGCACCGGGUCAUCAAUAACUCUCCCAAAUAUCGUGUUUGUGUGGCCUACUUUUAUGAGCCUAACUUCGAUGCUGCAGUAGAGCCACUGGAUGUGUGUUUACACAAGACUGGUGGCACCACGAAGUUUGAAGGAGCUGUUUACGGGAAGCAUUUGGUCAGCAAAGUCACCACCAAUUUUAUUAUGUAGUGAUUGAGCCAAGUCUGAAAAAGUGAAUGGAAUAAAAGCAAGGUUGUAUUCCCUUGAAAAUAAUGACAUAUCCAGUGUAAUCUCAUGAAAUAAAGGUUGUUUUCGAAAGACUCUCAGUUUAAGUAAGUGAGUAAAGCA